This is a messenger RNA of Photinus pyralis (common eastern firefly), 678 nucleotides long. RefSeq names its product SCAN domain-containing protein 3-like. The transcript has a single exon. NCBI's taxonomy places the organism in Eukaryota, Metazoa, Arthropoda, Insecta, Coleoptera, Lampyridae. Bases 1 to 678 code for a protein of 225 amino acids. The record is from RefSeq and is a predicted model, not a curated record.
AUGGAUAAAAAGAGAAAGUAUUCAGAUAACUAUUUAAAAUUUGGAUUUUGUGCUAUUGUCAAUAAUGGCAUAGAAAAGCCCCAAUGUGUUUUAUGUAAUGCAGUUCUUAGUGCCGAGUCUAUGAAACCUUCAAAGCUCAAACGGCACUUGGAAACAAAGCACCCGGAACAUGUUACAAAAGACUUGGACUUUUUUAAACGACAUGAAAGUAACUUAAAACGCCAAAAACUGGACCUCAGUGGAAGCUUUCAGCAACAAAACCAAGCGAAUGUUCAAGCAUCGUAUGAAAUUGCUCUCGAAGUUGCUAAAAAUAAAAAACCUCACACAAUUGCCGAAUCGCUCAUUAAGCCAUGCCUUAAGUUGAUUCUUGGAGACGCGUCCGAGAUGAAAAUGCGUAAUAUAUCUUUGUCCAACAACACAAUUCAAAGGCGCAUUGCAGAUAUGUCAGCAGAUGUGCGAGAGCAAAUUUUAAGCGAAAUAAGAGAGUCCCCUCUCUUUUCUUUACAACUGGAUGAAUCUACAGAUGUUAGUUCCUGUUCCCAGUUACUUGUUUUCGCUAAAUAUAUUCAUUUGGAUGACAUUAAAGAAGAAUUUUUGUUUUGUGCACCCCUAAAAACUACAACGAAGAGUGAAGACGUCAUGAAUAUGAUACGUACGUCUUUGAAACACAUCAUUUAG